AUGGCGGAAGACACCCGCCCGGACAAGAAGCACGAUACAUGGUCCGCUGCUAACUACCAAAAGACCGCUUCUUUCGUGUUCUCGAAUGAGUUCACUGCUCCCGUCCUCACCCUGUUGGACGCCAAACCAGGCGAGAGGAUCAUCGAUGUUGGCUGCGGAAGCGGCGAGGUCACGCUGCAGAUCCAACAACUGGUGGGAGAAACGGGAGUUGUACACGCGUUCGUGGGCGACGCACAGGCUAUAGAUAUCCCAUCCACCUGGGAUGCAUCACUGAAGAAUUACGACGCGGUAUUCUCCAACGCUGCGUUGCACUGGUGCAAGCAGAACCCGAGGGGCGUCGUCGAAAGCGCGAAGCGCCUAUUGAAGCCUGGGGGUCGCUUCGUCGUCGAGAUGGGCGGACAGAUGAAUUGCAUCGGUGUGAGGGCGGCCCUCCACCAUGUUCUCCGGAACCGCGGCUACAAGCCAGAAGAGCUCGACCCGUGGUACUUUCCAUCUACCGCUGACUAUAAGAGUUAUCGUUUCCGACCGUUAACUAUCGCCGACGUACAGUUGCUCGAAUCCGCCGGAUUCGACGUGCAGACCAUCUCACUCCACCCUCGCAUUACCCCGCUGAACGGUGCUGUGAUCGACUGGCUGCGCCUGUUCGCCCGUCCGCAUUUCCUGGCGAACAUGGUUGACAAGGAGGCCGAGGAGAUCAUGGAGGCCGUGCAAGAGAUGUGUGCCGUGGACUGCCGGGAUUCGCAGGGAAGAUGGAGCAUGGUGUACAUCCGUCUGAGAUUCGUUGCGGUUUCGCGAGCAUAG
Molecule: messenger RNA, 801 nt
Organism: Fomitopsis serialis
Lineage: Eukaryota; Fungi; Basidiomycota; Agaricomycetes; Polyporales; Fomitopsidaceae
Product: cyclopropane-fatty-acyl-phospholipid synthase
Exons: 4
Coding region: 1-801 (266 amino acids)
Source: RefSeq, a predicted model, not a curated record